Messenger RNA from Pisolithus orientalis, 1486 nucleotides. RefSeq lists its product as uncharacterized. NCBI's taxonomy places the organism in Eukaryota, Fungi, Basidiomycota, Agaricomycetes, Boletales, Pisolithaceae. The transcript has 4 exons. The coding region runs from base 409 to 1278 and encodes 289 amino acids. The record is from RefSeq and is a predicted model, not a curated record.
UCAGUACGGAAAGCACACUCUUAAGGCAGGAAGUCCGACUGCAAAUCAUAUGAUUUCGCUAAUAUCUCCGUAGUUACGGGUCGCAGGGGAUUCAGACUAGUUUUCUCAAUGGCAGGAGUACUAACUCUGUUUAGGCUGUGCGCUCUUUAAGCCGAACAGGGUCUUCAAUCAUCCAGUACAGCACGGUAGAGUAUAUUAGUGGUUUAUGUCCAUACCUGGCUCCACCACCUCACAUGUCCGCAACAACGGAUUCAGAAGCUGCCAUUAGUGCGUUCGUGAAUGCCAUACAUCCAAGUUUUGACUAUAUCGUUGUAACCGCUGCUUUUUCUGCUUGUCUGUUUACUCUCUUUGCAAUCCUUGUCGCACUAUCCACCAAGGAAUCUCGGCGCCGCCUGGCAUUCCGACUGAAUGUACUCGCCAUCUGCGUCGUCUCGGUCACAGGGCAUUUUGACUGGCUUGAUUAAUGGGCAAGCGAUAUUCCACCCAUUCAAUCCGGUGUCGACAAGCGUUUACCUUGCCGCAACCGUCUUCACCGUCUUCCCACCAUUGCUGUAUGAUUCGAUAUUGUUAACUCGCCUCUUUGCAAUCUAUCCCCUCUCCACCACACCUCCGAUCACUCUAUUGAAGAUAUUUGCAUUCCCCUUCUGUGUUAAAUGCGCUCGGGUAGUCGUUAUCACAGUUGCCACUCACGACUACUUUGGGUCUGGGAUGACUACCGAAGCUCUCAUCCAGGAUCAGUCCACCGUCUGGUUCCGUAACCAUUACCUCAUUGCUGAGUGGACAAUGCAAAUUGCUGACAACUUGUACUCCGUCAGCCUUUUCCUUUACAACCUCCACACCCGCACAUCACUGAUAAAAAGAGCACGCAGCAUUGCGGAGCGCAUCCGCCAAAUCUUCUAUAUCUCUGUUGCCAAUUUUAUCUUCCCUCUCAUCUUUAACGUUGCACAAAUCAUCUUCGUAACGAUUGAUCGGUCCCCUACUACCGGUGCAACGGUACUCUUGAUUAACAACUAUAUAACCGUCAUGGGGGUAUUGUGCGCGACAUUGUGGUUCUCAGGAUCGGAGCGAGUUCGCACUCGCAAUGAACCAUUACCUGGGUACAUGCUCAACUCACACAGACCAAACUUUGGAAGGGAUGAUGUCACUGGCGGGAAAAGUGGGAGUUCAAUUAUAUUAAUAGGGAGGUCUGUUACACACAGCAACACAGGCUUAGACACCGAGGCGGAUCCUAAGCAACCCACCACCCCGGAGAAAGAGAACAAGCAUAUCUUCGCGUAAUUUACUGGUCCCAUUCGCACGUCUUGUGAUGAUGGUUGACGACGCUCUGAUACUGUACCCGCCGUGACCUUGUUGAAUGUAUGUGUACGUGCAGUGCACAGGAGGGAAUCUUUGUUCUGUGUCUUGGUUUUCACGGUCGUUCUUGCCCUGUAAGCUGACAAGCAUCAACAUAGCAGUGGCUUCUUAGUUUUUUCAAUGAACUCCACUG